GUCUCUCCUAAAAAUGUAAAAAUUAGCCAGGCAUGGUGGUGGGCGCCCAUGGUCCCAGCUAUUCGAGAGGCUGAGGCAACAGAAUUGCUUUAACCUGGGAGGCGGAAGUUGCAGUGAGCCGAGAUCCUGCCACUGCACUCCAGCCUGGGUAACAGAGUGAGACUCCGUCUCAAAAAAAAAAAAAAAAAAAACAACCAAGGUUUCAUCACAGUCCCUGGCUGUGCUGAGCACAGAAUACAUGUGAGCGAUUGUUUUUGUUCCAAGUGCCAUCCGGGUUUUCCUUUCUUAUAAACAGCCUUCACUGUCAACCACCCUUCUCCCCUCACACCCAAGAGCUAUCCGCACCUAUGGUCUCCUCUGCUCUGCCCGGCUUCCACCCCUACCACACCACAAAAAACCUUUCUCUCCAAAAUCACCCAUCACCUGUCUUCCUUCCAGAGGCAUCUGACCGCCCCCCCCCGCCACUCCCUCAUUUAAAAAAUGCUCUCUGGCUGGGCACAGUGGCUCACACCUGUAAUCCCAGCACUUGGGGAGGCCAAGGCAGACAAAUCACUUCAGCCCUGGAGUUGGAGACCAACCUGGGCUACAUCAUGAGACCCUGUCCCUACAAAAAAAUGCAAAAUUAACUGACUGUGGUAGCACGUGCCUGUAGCUACUCAGGAGGCUGAGGUGGGAGGAUGGUUGAGCCCAGGAAUUCAAGGCUGCAGUGAGCUGUGAUUGCACCACUGCACUCCAGCCUGGGCAACAGAGUGACACCUUGUUUAAAAAGAAAAAAAAAGCUCUCAAAUUUCCUGACACUGCUCCUUCCUGGUGUCCCUCUUAGCUCUUCAAUCACUGCUACCCCUGGCGUAACUGCUUCUCACCCCCUGAGCUGUGAGUCUUCAGUGGGGUCCUCUCACUGUAUACCCUCUCCCUAGGUGGGCUCUACACCGCUGGUAUCCAGCACCAUCUGUGCCAUGAUGCCCCAUCACUCUCCUGAGCUUCAGACCUGAGUAUCCCGAAGGAUUCUGCUCUCCCCUACUCAGGAUCACGCCACCAUCCCCCAUUAUCCUCGGAGUAAAAUUCUCGCCCCUGCAGCACCAGGGCCCUGCUCAUCUUGGCCACUCCUCUCUCCUACGCUCUGAGCUCUCUCACCAUCCUCCUGACCCACCAUCCCUACUCAAAACCACUCACCUCCCUUCUACCCUCUCCACACACUGUCCAUCCUCCCUGGCAAACUCCUAUUCAUCUGCAGGAACCUGCUAAGACAGCCCCUCCUCCUGGAACCCUUUCCCACACCUGAGGCUCCAUCCAGCCCCUCAACCUCCUCCAGGGGAGGCACACGUGACACCAGAUGGAGUUUCCUGUUGCCCCGCUGGCCUGUUUCACCAGACCGUGUGUUCACAGAGGAGCAGCGACUGAGGCUCUGUGUUCAUUCAUUCAUCAGAUAUUUAUCGAUGCCCGUGGCACAGCGAACAAGACCGUGCCAAGCAGGUGGUGGAGUGGUGAUCCAGAUACCCUGGGAAUCUAGAAUGUGGUGGGAAGAGGACCCAGCAACCCGGCCACGGCACGGCAGAACCUGGCCCUCAGCCCCUAAAAUGUUCCUCCUGCUGACAGCACUACAAGUCCUGUCUAUAGCCAUGACACGGAGCCAAGAGGAUGAGAACAAGAUAAUUGGUGGCUAUACAUGCACCCGGAGCUCCCAGCCGUGGCAGGCGGCCCUGCUGGCGGGUCCCAGGCACCGCUUCCUCUGCGGAGGCGCCCUGCUCUCAGACCAGUGGGUCAUCACCGCUGCUCACUGCAGCCGCCCGAUCCUUCAGGUCGCCCUGGGCAAGCACAACCUGAGGAGGUGGGAGGCCACCCAGCAGGUGCUGCGCGUGGUUCGCCAGGUGACGCACCCCAACUACAACUCCCGGACCCACGACAACGACCUCAUGCUGCUGCGGCUACAGCAGCCCGCACGGAUCGGGAGGGCAGUCAGGCCCAUUGAGGUCACCCAGGCCUGUGCCAGCCCCGGGACCUCCUGCCGAGUGUCAGGCUGGGGAACUAUAUCCAGCCCCAUCGCCAGGUACCCUGCCUCUCUGCAAUGCGUGAACAUCAACAUCUCCCCGGAUGAGGUGUGCCAGAAGGCCUAUCCUAGAGCCAUCACGCCUGGCAUGGUCUGCGCAGGAGUUCCCCAGGGCGGGAAGGACUCUUGUCAGGGUGACUCUGGGGGACCCCUUGUGUGCAGAGGACAGCUCCAGGGCCUCGUGUCUUGGGGAAUGGAGCGCUGUGCCCUGCCUGGCUACCCUGGUGUCUACACCAACCUGUGCAAGUACCGAAGCUGGAUUGAGGAAACGAUGCGGGACAAAUGAUGGUCUUCAUGGUGGGAUGGACCUCAUCAGCUGCCCAGGCCCUCCUCUCUCCACUCAGGACCCAGAAGUCCAGGCCCUCCGCUCUCCACUCAGGACCCAGGAGUCCAGGCCCUCCUCUCUCCACUCAGGACCCAGAAGUCCAGGCCCUCCUCUCUCCACUCAGGACCCAGAAGUCCAGGCCCCCAGCCCCUCCUCCCUCAGACCCAGGAGUCCAGGCCCCAGUCCCUCCUUCCUCAGACCCAGAAGUCCAGGCCCCCAGCCCCUCCUCCCUCAGACCCAGGAGUCCAGGCCCCCAGCCCCUCCUCCCUCAGACCCAGGAGUCCAGGCCCCAGCCCCUCCUCCCUCAGACCCAGGAGUCCAGGCCCCAGCCCCUCCUCCCUCAGACCCAGGAGCCCAGGCCCCAGCCCCUCCUCCCUCAGACCCAGGAGUCCAGGUCCCAGUCCCUCCUCCCUCAGACCCAGGAGUCCAGGCCCCCAGCCCCUCCUCCCUCAGACCCAGGAGUCCAGGUCCCAGCCCCUCCUCCCUCAGACCCAGGAGUCCAGACCCCAGUCCCUCCUCCCUCAGACCCAGGAGUCCAGGUCCCCAGUCCCUCCUCCCCCAGACCCAGGAGUCCAGACCCCAGCCCCUCCUCCCUCAGACCCAGGAGUCCAGGCCCCCAGCCCCUCCUCCCUCAGACCCAGGAGUCCAGACCCCAGCCCCUCCUCCCUCAGACCCAGGAGUCCAGGCCCCAGCCCCUCCUCCCUCAGACCCAGGAGCCCAGGCCCCAGCCCCUCCUCCCCCAGACCCAGGAGUCCAGGCCCCAGUCCCUCCUCCCUCAGACCCAGGAGUCCAGGCCCCAGCCCCUCCUCCCUCAGACCCAGGAGUCCAGGCCCCAGCCCCUCCUCCCUCAGACCCAGGAGUCCAGACCCCAGCCCCUCCUCCCUCAGACCCAGGAGUCCAGACCCCCAGCCCCUCCUCCCUCAGACCCGGGAGCCCCCGUUCCCAGCACCCUGAUCUUUACUCUGGCUCCGGUCUCUCCUUGCCCAGAGCAGUUGCUUCAGGCGUUUUCUCCCCACCACGCCCCCACGCUUGCUGUGUCACCAUCACUACUCAAGACCAGAGGCACAGAGGGCAGGAGCACAGACCCCUUAAACUGGCAUUGUAUUCCAAAGAAGACAAUUUUUAACAUGCUUGGUGUCUCUAAAAACCGAAUAAAUAAUGACAAUAAAAGUGGAAUCAUCC
Messenger RNA from Pongo pygmaeus (Bornean orangutan), 3554 nucleotides. RefSeq names its product kallikrein related peptidase 14 (gene KLK14). Gene Ontology annotation, molecular function: serine-type endopeptidase activity. The record is from RefSeq and is a predicted model, not a curated record. NCBI's taxonomy places the organism in Eukaryota, Metazoa, Chordata, Mammalia, Primates, Hominidae. The transcript is spliced from 6 exons. Bases 1437 to 2333 code for a protein of 298 amino acids. Gene Ontology annotation, biological process: proteolysis; seminal clot liquefaction; epidermis morphogenesis. Gene Ontology annotation, cellular component: secretory granule.